AUGACCAUCCACAUCUCCAGCCAUCCCUGCCUCCAGGCAAAGCUCUCCCAGUUGCGCUCCCACACCACUUCCACCCGUGAAACCGGCAAUCUGGUCACCGAGAUCUCCACCAUCUUGGGCGUUGAAGCUCUAGCCAGCUUAUCUGCUGUGUCGGGGAAGACAGACAAAACCCCUCUGGGAAUUGAAUAUGAAACUCGCGAGGUCCCCACCAACCUGGCCAUCGUCCCGAUUCUCAGGUCGGGAUUGGGCAUGACCGAUGCAAUCAACUCCCUCCUCCCCACCCCCGUCCCAAUUUACCACCUCGGCCUCUUCCGCGAACGCUCCACCCUCCAACCCGUCGAAUACUACAACAACCUCCCCUACCACCGCGACACCUCCUCCAUCACAACUCCCACCCCAGCAGCAACCAACACCGCCGCCGCCGAGACCGCCAUCCUGCUGGACCCCGUCAUUGCCACGGGCGCCACUGCCGAAGCGGCCAUCCAUCUGCUGCACGAAUGGGGCGUGAAGCGGGUGAUUAUGAUUAGUGUGCUUGCGUCGGAGGAAGGGGUUAAGAGGGUGCAGGAGAGUUGGGAGGGGGGUGUUGAGGUUUGGGUUGCCGGGGUUGAUGUUAGGUGUGAUGAGAGGGGAAUGAUUGUGCCUGGGUUGGGGGAUAUUGGGGAUCGGUUGUUUGUUGCUGUUGGGAAGUGA
Messenger RNA from Aspergillus glaucus CBS 516.65, 690 nucleotides. RefSeq names its product uracil phosphoribosyltransferase. The coding region runs from base 1 to 690 and encodes 229 amino acids. The transcript is spliced from 3 exons. The record is from RefSeq and is a predicted model, not a curated record. Lineage: Eukaryota; Fungi; Ascomycota; Eurotiomycetes; Eurotiales; Aspergillaceae.